AUGGAAGACUAUUUCGUAAUUUUAAGCCUGAUCGUUAUAACGCUUCUCACUCUUUAUUAUUAUUUUACUUUGAACUUCGAUUUCUGGAAAAUUCGCGGCGUACCCGGGCCUAAGCCCGUCAUUUUCUUCGGCAACGUUAAGGAUUGGGCGACUAGAAAGUUAUCGAUCAGUCAGUUCGUAGCGAAAAUAUAUAACGAAUACAAACACGAGCCGGUGUUCGGCAUAUUUCAACGAUAUACACCCGUUCUGAUCGUUAAUGACCUGAAUUUAAUUAAGGACGUUCUUAUCAGAGACUUCUCUGUGUUUGCAGGCCGUGGUUUAUAUAUUUUCAAAAAGGCAGAGCCAUUGUCGGAACAUCUUUUCCAGCUGGAGCCCGAAAGAUGGAGGCCAAUAAGAUCGAAGCUCUCGCCAGUGUUCACCAGUGGACGGCUGAAAGAAAUGUUUCCGCUUAUAAUAGAGUGUGCGGAACACUUGGAGGAGUAUUUGGACAAAACAGUAAAGAACGGGGAGCCCAUAGAGUGUCGCGAAGUAGCAGCGAGAUUCACGACAGACGUGAUCGGUAGCUGCGCCUUCGGGAUGAACAUGAACUCGUUCAAAGACGAGAACAACAUAUUUCGCCUAAUGGGCAGAAAGGUCUUCCAUACUUGCGCCCAACAGGAGGUGAGAGACGUCUGCAGAGAGUUCAUGCCGUAUUUGUACGAUACAGUUGGCCAUACGUUGCAACCGACCGGUGUCUACAAAUUUUUCACCGACACGAUCGUGGACGCGAUUAAUUACAGAAUAGAGAACAACGUGUUUCGUCCCGAUUUUGUCCACAUGCUGAAACAUCUUAAGCAACAUCCGGACGAGUUGGAAAAUAUCGAACUUACGGACUCGUUGCUCACUUCGCAAGCGUACAUUUUCUUCCUGGCCGGGUUCGAAACUUCCUCGUCGACGAUGGGCUUCGCGCUUUACGAGCUGGCGCAAAACCACCAUAUACAGGAGAAACUUCGAGCAGAAAUCAGGGAACACAGCCCGGAAAAUAGUCAAUUGACGUACAAACAAGUGAAAGGAAUGAAGUAUUUGGAGAUGGUGUUUCGAGAGACGCUAAGGAAGUACUCGAUACUGCCUGUGCUCAUAAGACAAGCAGCGGAGGAUUACACAUUUAGGGGGACGAAAAUUACGAUUCCAAAAAAUACGUCAGUUUGGAUACCAAUAUAUCCUCUUCAAAACGAUCCCGAUAUUUAUCCAGACCCUGAUAAAUUUGACCCUGAAAGAUUUACCGACGAGGCUAUUGCGAAAAGACAUCCAAUGAGUUUUCUAUCUUUCGGUGACGGACCAAGGAACUGCAUAGGUGCCCGUUUCGCGCAUUAUCAAAGCAAAAUUGGACUGAUCACGUUUCUUCGAAAUCAUAAAGUCGACAUUUGUGAAAAAACAACGAUUCCGUUCGAGACUGUGAAACAAUUGUUCUUACUGACGAUUAAAGAAGGGGUUCAUUUGUCUGUAACAAAGGCACCAUAA
Molecule: messenger RNA, 1500 nt
Organism: Colletes gigas
Lineage: Eukaryota; Metazoa; Arthropoda; Insecta; Hymenoptera; Colletidae
Product: cytochrome P450 6A1-like
Exons: 5
Coding region: 1-1500 (499 amino acids)
Molecular function (GO): heme binding; oxidoreductase activity, acting on paired donors, with incorporation or reduction of molecular oxygen; monooxygenase activity
Source: RefSeq, a predicted model, not a curated record